Messenger RNA from Pseudophryne corroboree (corroboree frog), 6982 nucleotides. RefSeq names its product ArfGAP with coiled-coil, ankyrin repeat and PH domains 2 (gene ACAP2). The transcript has 24 exons. Gene Ontology annotation, molecular function: protein binding; GTPase activator activity. NCBI's taxonomy places the organism in Eukaryota, Metazoa, Chordata, Amphibia, Anura, Myobatrachidae. Gene Ontology annotation, cellular component: endosome membrane; cytoplasm. The record is from RefSeq and is a predicted model, not a curated record. The coding region runs from base 535 to 2913 and encodes 792 amino acids.
GCGGUGCGGGUACACAACACGUUGGCGCACACACACAGUACACACAGCCAGUCACUGCUCCUGUGAGGACCUGCUCUCAGCGUCUGUAUGACUGCAUCUGCUCGGAACAUUUCCUGGACAACGCAAGUAGGGGUUAAUGGCUCCCCUACCUCGCCCUAUCCUUUCCCAGCCAGCCCAGACCUCCCGCCUCCCAUGUCCCUACCCUCCCUGCGGGGUGACUCAUCCCACUUCCCUGGUGCCCUUAGUAACCAAGCGCGCCCUCUAAGCACGGAGCUCCGCCUCGCCCUGCAUCCAUUGGCCAUCGAACUUGUCCUUUAGGCUGUUGCCAUAGGGCCGGGGCGGGGUCGGCGCUGGCUUGUGACUGGGUUGUAGGGAACUCGCUGUGUCGGUCUAUAGGGAAAGGGAAGCUGGCUAUGUACAGCGCCACCUAGCGGCCUCCGUUACCUGGCUUCCCCCUUCCUCCCGGUAGCUGUGCACACAGUGACCGCGGCCCGCUCUCACCUCCCGCAGCCUCCACAGCUCCAGGCCGGGAAAAUGAGGGUGAUGGUGGACUUUGAGGAGUGCCUGAAGGACUCGCCCCGGUUUCGGGCAGCUUUAGAAGAAGUUGAAGGAGAUGUAUCCGAACUUGAACAGAAGCUUGAUAAGCUGGUGAAACUCUGCAUUGGAAUGAUCGAUGCUGGAAAAGCUUUUUGUGCUGCCAACAAACAAUUUAUGAAUGGAAUCCGGGACCUGGCCCAAUAUUCUAACAAGGAUGAAGUGAUUGAAAGCAGCUUGACAAAAUUUUCUGAAAGCCUUCAGGAGAUGAUAAAUUAUCACAAUAUCCUGUUUGACCAAGCCCAAAGAUCAAUCAAAACACAACUUCAGACAUUUGUUAAGGAGGAUCUUAGGAAAUUUAAAGAUGCAAAGAAACAGUUUGAAAAACUUAGUGAAGAGAAAGAAAAUUCCUUGGUAAAGAAUGCUCAGGUGCCCAGAACCAAGCAGCACGAAGUAGAGGAAGCUACAAACAUCCUGACUGCAACACGGAAGUGCUUCCGCCACGUUGCUCUUGACUACGUCCUACAGAUCAAUGUACUGCAGUCGAAAAGGAGGUCGGAAAUUUUAAAAUCUAUGCUGUCUUUUAUGUAUGCCCAUCUGGCCUUCUUCCAUCAAGGUUAUGAACUUUUUAGUGAACUUGAGCCCUACAUGAAGGAUUUGGGUGCACAGCUGGAUUGCCUUGUUGUGGAUGCAGCAAAGGAAAAGAGAGACAUGGAGCUUAAACACUCGACAAUUCAGCAAAAGGGUUUAUCUGCUGAUGACUCCAAUCUGGAAUGCAAUGUUGACGCAGACAAUGGUAUUGUUAUGGAAGGAUACCUGUUUAAACGAGCCAGCAAUGCUUUCAAAACAUGGAACAGGAAAAAGGCAGAUCACACCAGGCGCUGGUUUUCAAUACAGAAUAAUCAACUGGUAUAUCAAAAGAAAUUUAAGGAUAAUCCCACAAUCGUUGUAGAAGAUUUACGCCUUUGCACAGUGAAACACUGUGAAGAUAUUGAGAGACGCUUCUGCUUUGAAGUGGUUUCACCUACUAAGAGCUGUAUGCUGCAGGCUGACUCUGAGAAGCUGCGCCAGGCAUGGAUCAAAGCCGUUCAGACAAGCAUUGCCACAGCAUACAGAGAAAAGGGAGAUGAAGCAGAGAAAGCAGACAAGAAGCCUUUUGUAUCCACCACUAGCCCAGUAUCUGAGACAAAAGAGAAACUGGUUAAAGGGGAAAGUGCCCUGCAGAGGGUGCAGUGUAUUCCUGGGAAUACAAAGUGCUGUGAUUGUGGCCUUCCAGAUCCUCGCUGGGCUAGUAUUAAUCUGGGCAUUACUUUAUGCAUCGAAUGCUCAGGAAUUCACAGGAGUCUUGGUGUUCAUUUCUCAAAAGUGCGAUCGUUAACCCUGGACAUUUGGGAGCCUGAGCUUCUAAAGCUUAUGUGUGAAUUGGGGAAUGACGUGAUAAACAGUAUAUAUGAAGCGCGAGUGGAAGUCAUGGGUGUAAAAAAGCCAACGAAUGGGUGUCAAAGGCAGGAGAUAGAGACGUACAUCAAAGCCAAGUAUGUAGAGAAGAAGUUUGUAGAUAAUAGCGGUGAAUCUGGCGUGGUGGCGAGGAAGAAAAGCUUAUCCCGGAAGAGCAGUGGAAACCGCCUGAUUUCCUCUGAUAAAGCCCUAACGGCGGCAGAUCACGCUAGAACGCCUUCUGGAGGCUCAGUGAAGAGCAAUGACAGUGGCAUUCAGUUCAGCGCAGAUGGUAGUCGGGAGCUCCUAGCAGCUACAGUGUCUUCCAACAGUUUGUAUGAUGCAGAGUUUGGAAAGAAAGAGGAGAAACGGGAUUCGGCAGUGUUUCAAGACCCCAGAAGCACUAAGAAAGUUCUACCAGGACUCCAGCUGUACCAAGCAGCAUUUAAGCAGAACCUUCCAGUAAUGGCUGAGGCCUUAGCUCAAGGGGCAGAAGUCAACUGGGUUAAUGCAAAAGAAAAUAACUCUACACCUCUUAUACAAGCAGUGCAUGGGGGAUCGCUAGUGACCUGCGAGUUUCUGCUACAAAAUGGUGCCAACGUUAAUCACCUCGAUGUGAAAGGGCGAGGACCGUUACAUCAUGCAACACUGCUGGGUCAUACAGGGCAAGUGUGUUUAUUCCUGAAACGGGGAGCCAACCAACAUGCUACUGAUGAAGAUGGAAAAGACCCUUUGACUAUUGCUAUAGAGGCUGCUAAUGCGGACAUAGUAACACUAUUGCGCUUGGCACGUAUGAAUGAAGAGAUGCGGGAAUCUGAAGGAUUUUACGGACAGCCAGGAGAUGAAACAUAUCAAGAUAUAUUCAGAGAUUUUUCCCAUAUGGCAUCCAACAAUCCCGAAAAACUGAAUCGUUUUCAGCAGUCCGAUUCACAGAAGUCUUGAAUUUUGUGCAGUAUCUGCGUGCUUCAUGUAACAAGUCCUUCUUGCCCACCCAAAAAAACUUAUUGAUAAUUAAACAGGGUGGUUGAACAAUCUGAGAGCCUGGUCUUUAGUUCUACAAGCCAAUGUUAGACUUGUUGGCAUUCUAUAUGCCCAGCACAGAGACAGUGGUCCCCUGGGUUAAACCACUACUCUUUUAAUGAUGUCACACUCAUUACAUAAAACAAAUACUUAAAACAUCUCUUAAAGGAUGCCCACGGCCACUGUUUUAUUUGCUUUGAGUGAAUGGACAACUAUAUAUUUUAACCCUAAUCACAGAUACAACACUAUAGGGGCCACCAAUGGCUAAGUUAUCUAUCUAUCUAUCUAUCUCUAUCAUAUAUAUAUAUAUAUAUAUAUAUAUAUAUAUACAUACACAUACAAGGACCAACAGACAUAGCUGCUUUCUGAUACUUUACUCUGUAAAUCAUACGUCAAAUAAUGGUAAACCUGAUACACUUCAGUAGCCCGAUGAGCACCCUUUGAAAAGUGUUCCCACAGUAAGAAAUAUGCAGCUAUCUAUAAUAACAUAUAUCAGUAGGCUGUUUAAACAAGUGUUACAAACUAUAAACUAAUGUUUAAAGCUAUAACAAACACAUUUGACCAUAAAGGAGAAAGGAGCUUGGGCCACAGGAACUAUAACUGAUCACUAUCACUGACACAACUAAAUAAUUCUGCACCUUCUUGACAAUGUCAUGGUUCAGACCUGUCAGACAGUGGAUAAAACCUAGUGCUAUCACAGUAUAAACUGGUUUACUGUGUAAAUUGAGACAAAAAUAAUGACAUUAUGUGUUCAUCAAAUAUUUAACUGUUUUAUGUUUCACUAAUGCAAUGAUUUGCUUAACACCCAUUUAGAGUAACGCCUCCCUUUUUUGAUGAGCAGUAUAAUACAUUUGACUGACACUAUAAUUUUCUGUAUACUCCCUUUCAAAUCUCAAUCACCACUACCUAGUAUUAAUAGGCACAAUAAGUGGUUUGCAUGGCACUGCGUAGUAGCAGAAGCUUUCUAAUCAGUAUUUUGCUGCCACAUUAGAUUUUACCUAUUUGAAAACUUAAAUGUGUAUUUGUUGCACAUCUCAUUAGGUGUCCUACAAUUUAAUCAUGAAGACUUAACACGUUGAGUUGCUUUUGAGUUAGUUCAUUAUUUUACUCUUUUGAAACUUCAAUAAUAAGGGGCAUAUUUAGAGAUUGUGGAUAUUACUAAUGUGCUGUUACCCAUUGCAAACAGAUAGCUUCCAUUUUCAAAGGUGGUCUGGGUUACAGUACCUCCAGUAUCUGUAUUUUAUGUGCUAGUAGCCAUCAUAGGGGUGUAUCCAGGUAGAUGCAGGGUUUACCCCAGGGCUAUUUGUCGGCUUGCACCUAUUCAUUUAGGUCUAGCAUCCCCGCACAUAGCACUUUACUUGCAACCUAUGGGUUAGUGCGUGUUACCCUCGAGUUAUCCGCGCUGGGAAAUUGCAGAAUAAUUGAAUAGCUCCAAACUGCAACUUUCACUGCAUGGUAAAACCUAUGUCUAAUUGGAUAAUGUCCCAAAACAUUAGUAGUAACCACAUUGCAUAAUGUGACAUGCGUCUUGAUUUAAGACAUUAUUUUGUAGCUGAAUAGUAAUUUCUUUUACUUGUUAAAAAUUAAAGUAUUUUUAACAGUUUAUCGCUUGUGCAUUUAUAGAAAGUGAGAUCGCACCAUAUGAAUUGUGAUCCAUUUCUACUUAUUUUGCUUUAUAGCAGUGAUUUAUUUACAUUAUGAAGAUUGUUUUAAAUAUUGAAAUGACAUCUGAUCUUAGCAUGUGUUCUAAUGUUGCUGUAUUAUGACUAUUAGAGAAUGGAGUAUGUAUAAGUAUUAAAAUAAUGCAUUAGUCUUGUAUUGGUAAAAGCCAUACCGCAUAUCCUUUUUUAUAUAUAAAAAAAAUUCUUUGUGUUUGCAAAAGAAGUGUACAUAGAUUGUAGUACUAUGAAAUAUUUUAUUAAUGCAUUGAUCGUCCAUGUACUGUUUUCAAAAGAAAUGUUCCUGAUAACAGGGGCAGCAAAAUCAUGAAAUUCUGAAAUGUCAUCCUGGUCUUCCUACAGUAUCAUUGUAUUUGUGUUCUGUAUAACACAGGAGUGUGUUUUAAUUCUGAUAUGAAGUCUUUAUAGAGAGAGCCCAGACUAUCCACCCUACCACAAAUGGCCAAGUAAAACUAGGAACAAAGCAUACUGGAAAAUAAUAAACCUUUUAUUUAAGGUCAUAUUUCAUUCUAUAAGGAUGACUGUGUUGAUAAAAUGUGACCCCAGUAAUGAUUGUUCUUUAUGUAGCAGACCAUGGGCCGGAUGUAGUGAUGCCUGAGAUUGCCGGAGGUGAGAGAUGCAAGCUGAUCUCAGACGGUUUUUAAAAGGGGCAAUCACUUACAAUGCAAAACCAUGUCUUGUAAGUGAUUGCUCCUUUAAAAAAAGACAGAGUUUGGCCGUCAUCCUGCACAGCCGCCGAACUCGUGCGUCCUCACAUCCGGCCCCAUAGCUGAACUACCAGCUAAACUUUUUUUUUUUUUUUCCCUUAUGAGCCUAUUUAUUAAUAGUAACCUUGAUAUUGUGGGUGGUGUUUUCAAGAUUUAUGCAUUUAUGCAACAAGGAUAUGUAACAUGGAAGUUCUGCCACAGAUACACCUACAGUGGCAUCGAUUUUUGUUAGUGAAAGCAGUUAUCAUGGCUUGCUAUGGGGACUUGAAAAUGCCCUAUUUACUGACUUCUGAAAAGCUUAGAGUUUUCCGUGCUUGGGCCAAUUAGUCAACACCAUCUUCAGAUGGUGUUAGUUAAUUUUGUCUAUAGGGAAGGCCUUGCUGGACAGAGAUAUUCAUAUCCUCCAUGGUUCUCCAGAUGCUUCUCCUUUCCCUUCUGCUAUAUAAAUGUGCAUGCUUUCACUGUACUUCAUCUCUGCAUCAAGCGGGGAAUACAUUCGUAAAUUGCCCCGAACAAGCAUCUUUAAAUGCUAUAAACAGAAGAUGUAAUUUAUCGGGGCAUACAAGAAGGAAUUAGGAAUGCGUUACAGAUAAUUUGCUGACAGUGGGAGCUGUAGCUAUAGGUUUUGGAGAAAGAACCAUCGCUGCGUGACUCCUUACUGCUAUGGAAGAAACUAUGGUAGAAAUGUACUGGGCCUACAGACAUGUAUUACAGAACAGUAACCUGUAUUUCAAAGUUUACAAGAUAAAAUGAUUUUCUCUUUAUGGUGUCCCUAUAAUAUAAUUUUAUAUUAUAUCCCUCAUGUUGACAAAGGAGACAUUAUUUUAAAGCACCUUUUUAUAUGUUUCCCACCGCCAGAACUCAGUUAGAUUAUGGUGGCAUAUAGGGAUCUAGUAAUCGCACACUAGACAUGUGGUCAUUCUCCAAUAGACGCUUAAUAUAUCUAGCAAUGAAAUCUGUUAUACUGACGCUAUUCGUUCAAAAUAUAAUUGAACAGUGACAAUAACAUGUGCCAUGACACCUAACAUGUAACACCGGUACUGUCCUACAUCUCACAUUUCGCUCAUUUUGACAGCAGUCUAGUUGUUCCUCUAAAAAUCUGAUUGUACAUUCCCUCUUAUACCAGAAAUGAGAUUGGAGUAAUGUUUACUAGUGGUAGGAUGCUCAUGUUCUGCAACUGAAUAAAGGACCUUCUGUAAGAAACUGCAUCAAUUUUGGAAAAGUGGCUGCCUUGUAUAUUGUACACAGUGUGAUUUGUACGCAAUUCAUUGUCAUGUUACUCAUUGUGUUCUUCCCAACAUCACUCUAUUCUAAGUGCAAUAUUUUUUUACAUGGAUGAAUCUAGUGCUUUUUGAUUGGUCGAUACUGUUCUUUGCAAUAUUCCUUCCAGUAAAUAUAUUAUAAUGAAUGUCAAACAUACAGUACCUACUUUUAUUGUAAUCAUUUUUGUAAGUUAAACUUGAAUGUAGUUUUAUUUUUGCUUACUCGAAAGUAAAAGAAAUGUCAGCACAAAUGUAUAUGAUGUAACAAUUGUAAAUAUAUGAUUGAAUAAUUUGUACUCUGCGAACAGAAAAAUAUGCCAUUUCAAUAAAACAAAAAAACAAA